Messenger RNA from Mytilus californianus (California mussel), 1644 nucleotides. RefSeq names its product CCR4-NOT transcription complex subunit 11-like. NCBI's taxonomy places the organism in Eukaryota, Metazoa, Mollusca, Bivalvia, Mytilida, Mytilidae. Gene Ontology annotation, cellular component: CCR4-NOT complex. The transcript has 12 exons. Bases 104 to 1462 code for a protein of 452 amino acids. The record is from RefSeq and is a predicted model, not a curated record. Gene Ontology annotation, biological process: negative regulation of translation; mRNA catabolic process.
UUUAUUUGGAGGAUUUUAACAAUGAUGUUUAAAAUCACCACAUUAAAAUGACUAAGAAUUAUUGUUGUCUACUUGAAAUAACGAGAUCACGUUAUAAAACAAAAUGGCGCUCUCCUUGAAAGAACUUGCAUCUUUGCUCAGUGUAUUAUCUGAGGAUGCUACACAGACACAAACGUUUGAAGGGUUAGCUGCAGGAUUUCAUCACUAUUUCACAAAACAAGACCAUUAUAAAGUCGGAUCAGCUUUGGUCCUUCUGUUACAGAACAGAGACUUACUGCCACAUCCCUCACAGAAGCUGGCAGCCAUCUUUGUUCUAUAUGAGAUGUACAGAACAGAUCCCAUAGCUGCUAAUCCCUUUGCCACAGUAUUUGUUCAUUUGCUGAAUCCUCCAACAGAGAACCAGGAUGCAGGACAGUUUGAUCUCCACUGGGCAAUACCAGCAAUUUCACCAUCAGAAAGAUACUUCUUGUCACAGCUUAUUUCUAGUCCAUCAAAAGAGCUUUUCAAAAAGACUCCACCACAAAUUAUCCAGAUGGAUGUUGGGAAUAUGCAGAAUUUUGAUGUCAGUGGUCUACAGUUAGCAUUGGCAGAAAGACAGUCAGAGAUGCCAGCUCAGAGUAAAUCUGCUAUUCCUUGUGUAGUUCCUGACCCUGAAAAUAAACCCACCAGUUUUGACCAGUUUGGAAAGCCUGGUGUUAUAAACCCUGAUGUACAGAGGCAGACCAUAGAGGCUUUGUUAACAGGCAAUAAACCUCCUGUAGAGAACUGUAUGAUGCCAGAAUUCAUUAGACUUGCACCGCCACUACACAUUGCUGAGGAUGAGUUUGCCUGGUUGAAUCCUGUAGAGGGAGAUUACAAUAUAGCCUGGGAUUCUACAAUGUGUGUCAGUAGUUCUGCUGGUGUGGAAGUACGUAGACUGAUGGCAAAGGCAUUCAAAGGUGCUCUGUCACUCCCUCAACAGCAACAGUUAAUGGAUGAAAUUGAAAAAGAUCCUAAACUAGUAUACCACAUAGGUCUCACACCAGCUAAGUUACCUGACCUUGUUGAAAAUAAUCCAUUGGUUGCCAUAGAAGUGUUACUGAGAUUAAUGCAGUCGAAUCAAAUUACUGAAUAUUUCUCUGUUCUUGUAAAUAUGGAAAUGUCAUUACAUUCAAUGGAAGUUGUUAACAGAUUAACGACAGCAGUAGAAUUACCAUCAGAGUUCAUCCACCUGUAUAUAUCUAACUGUAUAUCUACAUGUGAGACAAUAAAAGAUAGAUACCUACAGAACAGAUUGGUUAGACUUGUUUGUGUAUUUCUGCAAUCUCUCAUUCGUAAUAAAAUUAUAGACGUAAAGGAUAUAUUUAUUGAAGUUCAGGCUUUCUGUAUUGAAUUUAGUCGUAUAAGAGAAGCAGCUGGACUUUUUAGACUUCUAAAAUCAUUAGACAAUGUUGAAGGUGUAACACCAAAUGCAAGUCGGUGAAAAACAAAGGGAGAUAAUUUGUCUUUCAUAUUGAAACACACAGUUAAAGGAUAUUUUGGUGUUGCUCUAGACAUCCAACAGCAUUCAGUGAUAUGUGGGUUGAUGCAUAAUAGUGACAAAUAAUAGUUUUUGUGCAUAUCCUAAUGACACUAGCUACAAUUUAAUAAAUGUGAAAAAGCUUA